Molecule: messenger RNA, 1307 nt
Organism: Nilaparvata lugens (brown planthopper)
Lineage: Eukaryota; Metazoa; Arthropoda; Insecta; Hemiptera; Delphacidae
Gene: Tcs3
Product: probable tRNA N6-adenosine threonylcarbamoyltransferase
Exons: 6
Coding region: 168-1172 (334 amino acids)
Biological process (GO): tRNA threonylcarbamoyladenosine modification
Cellular component (GO): cytoplasm; EKC/KEOPS complex
Source: RefSeq, a predicted model, not a curated record
GAGUGCGCUGUUGUCCUUCUGUGUUGUUCAAAAAUUUUAGGUUAUGUUUCAGUGAAAUUGUGUUUUUUCUCAUUUGUCUUAAUUGGAAAUACAUUUAUUAGUUCUCUAUUUCUUUUUGAUUAAAUAUAAGUUUUUUAUAUUGAUUAGUAAUUAAAGUCCUUAUUAAAAUGGUAAUUUCAAUAGGGUUUGAAGGUAGUGCUAAUAAACUUGGUAUUGGAAUAGUUCAAGAUGGAAAUGUUCUUUCAAAUUGUAGAAGAACUUUUAUAACUCCUCCAGGCGAAGGUUUCAUGCCCAAGGCUACAGCUCAACAUCAUCGAGAUAAUAUCCUGGAUGUAUUGCAAGAAGCUUUGGAUAAAGCUAAAAUAGAACCCAAAGACAUAGAUGUGGUAUGCUACACAAAGGGGCCAGGAAUGGGAGCACCUCUUGUCUCAGUGGCAGUGGUUGCUCGAUGUGUUGCCCAGUUGUGGAAUAAACCAAUCGUUGGUGUUAAUCAUUGUAUAGGACAUAUUGAAAUGGGGCGAGUGGUUACCAACAGUGAUAAUCCUACAGUUCUGUAUGUGAGUGGAGGUAACACCCAAGUGAUAUCGUAUGCCAGAAAUAGGUACCGCAUUUUUGGAGAAACCAUUGAUAUCGCUGUCGGCAAUUGUUUGGAUCGGUUUGCGCGAGUUCUGAAGCUAUCAAACGAUCCAAGUCCUGGCUACAACAUCGAGCAGAUGGCAAAAAAGGGCAAAAAGUUCUUCCAAUUGCCUUACGCAGUCAAAGGCAUGGAUGUUUCUUUCUCAGGUCUUCUAUCGUUCAUUGAAGACAAUGCUGAUAAACUCAUAAGCUCGGGCAAGUACACUCCCGAGGAUCUCUGCUUCUCACUCCAGGAGACUGUCUUCGCUAUGCUGGUUGAAACUACAGAACGAGCGAUGGCCCAUUGCGGCUCGCAGGAGGUGCUGCUGGUGGGAGGGGUGGCCUGCAAUGAAAGACUGCAGCAGAUGAUGGCUGAGAUGUGUGGGGAGAGGGGAGCCAAGGUGUAUGCCACGGAUGAGCGCUACUGCAUCGACAAUGGUGCCAUGAUUGCACAUGCCGGCGCUCUCCUCUUUACAUCUGGCAAAGCGACGCCCUGGGAGGAAACUACCAUCACACAAAGGUAUCGAACGGACGAUGUUGAGGUGACAUGGAGGUAGCUGUAGCAUUGACAAAUGACAAGGAAUAUGCGACAUGAAGGUUUGAUGACUGACCAUCAUAGUAUUGUUCAGAAUCUCGACCUCGAUUACCAUCAAAUUUUUUAACUUGUUCCAAUAAAAAUGUUUUUAUACGAA